AAAUGCACACCGUACACAAUAGCGGAAACAUUGUUUUUGGACUGCGUAAUAAGAAGGAAACACUACCAACAGUCUGAGUUUUGUCUACAAAUUUAUCUCGUCAUCGUUUUUUUUUGUACCAAGUAAUACCGUUAUUAGUUAUCAAGAUGAAGGGAGGGGUGUUUUUGGCAACUCUUCUCGUCUUUUUUGUGUGUAUUUGUUUGGAAAAUUGUCUUGUUUCGGCAGCAACAACAACGGAAAAGCCUUUGACAACACCGCCCAUCGAAGAUACAUGUGGAGCUCACAAUGGCAGCUGCGAUAAAUGUGUCAAAUUUCCAGGAGCCAAAUGUUUUUACUGCUAUACAAAUGGUGUCUGUGCAAAAUACCCAGCGAAAGAAAUCUUCCCUACAAAGUAUUGUGACCUGUCUCAAGCCAGAUGGGGAGUCUGUUUCUUGAACUUCGAAGCCUUGAUCAUUUCAAUGGGAGUGAUUGCUGGCGUUCUACUCCUUGCAAUGACUAUAUGCAUCUACUGCUGCUGCUGCUGUUCAGGAUCCAACAGAGCCAAACUAGAAAGGCAGGAAGCCGUAUCUGCCAGAAAGAAAGCUGAACGCGAGGCCAAACACGGCCAGAAGAAAGCUGAUCGAAAGGCAAAGAAUGACGAGAUUAGAAGGAAAUAUGGUCUAAUGCCAGACGAUGAAGGGUCGUAUCACAAACUAGAUGAGUCAGCACCGGCAUAGACAAAGCCCUCGACUGCCAAACUUGGAUACAAACAGUAAACCAGCCAUCUUACAUAGCUGUUAAG
Molecule: messenger RNA, 781 nt
Organism: Asterias rubens (European starfish)
Lineage: Eukaryota; Metazoa; Echinodermata; Asteroidea; Forcipulatida; Asteriidae
Product: pituitary tumor-transforming gene 1 protein-interacting protein-like
Exons: 7
Coding region: 147-716 (189 amino acids)
Biological process (GO): protein import into nucleus
Cellular component (GO): cytoplasm; nucleus
Source: RefSeq, a predicted model, not a curated record